AUGUCUGGCUCUUCGGGCCCGUGUCGGUGUUCAACGAACCCUUCUGGUCUACCUUCAACUACGAGUACUCCGAAAAUUGCUUCAGGUGGUUUUCAGCCUGACACUCCUCCACCAGUCAGCUCCGGUGAACAGAAGCCCCAAGCACCCCCAUCAAUCACAUCUCCAUCAUCUGAUGUCCCACCCCCGAUCUCUUCAGGCGAUUCCAAGCCCAUCAGUCCACCACCAAUCACAUCCGGUGAUGAAAAGCCCAAGGUUCCUCCGUCCAUAACCUCACCGCAAGCAAGUCUUCCUCCACCGAUUUCCUCAGGCGAUUCCAAGCCUAUCACUCCAUUACCAAUCAUUGAUGAAAAGCCCAAGGUUCCUCCGUCCAUAACCUCACCGCAAGCAAGUCUUCCUCCACCGAUUUCCUCAGGCGAUUCCAAGCCUAUCACUCCAUUACCAAUCAUUGAUGAAAAGCCCAAGGUUCCUCCGUCCAUAACCUCACCGCAAGCAAGUCUUCCUCCACCGAUUUCCUCAGGCGAUUCC
Messenger RNA from Melampsora larici-populina 98AG31, 525 nucleotides. RefSeq lists its product as uncharacterized. The annotation marks the transcript as partial. The record is from RefSeq and is a predicted model, not a curated record. NCBI's taxonomy places the organism in Eukaryota, Fungi, Basidiomycota, Pucciniomycetes, Pucciniales, Melampsoraceae. The transcript has a single exon.